GCAAAAGGCAUUGAGCGGUGUAUUUUGCGACUCUUUAUCUUUAAUAAAUGAGCAAUAACAUAGUUUAAGUGCACGAAAUGCUUACAAAAUCAUUAAUUGUGAGUGUAGUUUUAUAUGGAUUACUAAACUGCAUAGUUCAGAGUAGUUUUUUUGGUGAAAAUGGGACGAAAAGGAAUUUUGUUUACAAUGUGUACGAAUAUGACACCCUCAUCAACAUCACAGUGAACUCAACGACUGAACAGAUCUUGGACUUCAAUGAGACGACAGACAAAUGGCGCCACCUACCGACGCGAGUACACGUCUCUACCACCGACGUCGUCGACGGUGACCACCCCGUGUUCGUCACCGCCACGCAGCAGAAAGGCGUAUCAUCCUGGGAGCUCCCUCUAGUGAUGCAAACUAGUAACUGGCGAUGGCGCACGAACGACAUGGCUCGCACGCUGUGUCCACACGACGCCGGGCCUAAUAUAACAACGGUGAAUCGGCCGACGAUACAAAUAACCACAUCUAAUCCUACCGACGUGCCCGUCUCCAUCAAGUUGCGGCGGGUCACAGACUUUUUUAUCGAAGUGGAUAAGGAAGUGUAUUUGAACGUGACGCCGAGCUCACCGAAGUAUUACUAUUUCUCGUUCAGCAGCGACCCGCCGCCCAAUAACACGAGAACAACAGAUCUCCAGCUACCCUCUCUAAGGUUCAACUACACAAUACCAAAGAGUGUGAUUCUGAUCGUGGAGUCAGAUGAUGACAUCUGUGCUGUCAUCUCCAUACAAAACAACUCGUGUCCAGUGUUUGACAACGAACAAGAUGUCAACUACCAGGGCUACCAUCUUACCAUGAUGAAUAAAGGAGGGAUUACACUUACCCAAUCCAUGUUCCCCGUGGGUUUCUACGUGGUGUUCAUAGUGAAACAGAGCGAUGAGGACUGCACGGGUGCGAGAGAGACGACACUAAAGGAAUACAAUAUGGGCACUGAGAGAGUGAAGAGUUUCAGGUUCCGUAUAAUACCCACUAUUUCAUACGCGGAAUAUGUGGUGGCUGCUCUCGUCGUGUUGGCAGUGCUCAUGCUGCUUCUGGCGCUAACUGCCCUCAUCUCCUGCUUCACCACCAAAUGUACAGAGCAAGUGGUCGUAAUAGACGAAGACCCGGCGCCGUCUACAUCUAGAGGGCCCAGUGAUGAAACGCCACUAUUUGCGGAUAAAAUACCAAGAUCGGAUUCGUUUUCGUCUGACGGGUCGGAGCCCCGCGAGUUGGUGCUGGCGCAGCCCCUCACGGUUGCGGGGCUUAAUCGACGCCCCACAUACGCGCGCCGCUCUGACAGAUAUUUCUGGAGCGCGCUGACGGUGGCGGUGGUGUACGCACUUCCGGUUGUGCAGCUGCUUUUCAUGUAUCAAAGGAUGGUCUUCCAAACCGGCAACCAAGACCUGUGCUACUACAACUUCUUCUGCGCGCACCCGCUGGGCCCCCUCGCGGACUUCAACCACGUCUACUCGAACAUAGGCUACGUCCUACUAGGCGUCGCCUUCAUGGCCCAAGUCAGGGUGCGGCAGGUGGCGCAGAGGAAGAAACAGGGUGCGGAAUUGGGUAUCCCUCCCCACCACGGGAUCUUCUACUCGAUGGGCCUGGCCCUCAGCAUGGAGGGGAUACUCUCCGCGUGCUACCACCUGUGCCCCAACAAGAUGAACUUCCAGUUUGAUUCGUCGUUCAUGUACGUGAUAGCCGUGCUGUGCAUGAUCAAACUGUACCAGAACCGUCACCCGGAGGUCAACGCGAACGCGCACUCUACCUUCAUGCUGUUGGCCGUCGUUAUGACUAUUGGACUAUUCGGGAUAAUGUACCCGAGCGUAUAUUUCUGGGUGUUCUUCACCGUCCUCCACCUCACCACGUGUUUCAUGUUGACCAUGAAGAUAUACUACGUCGGACAAUUUAAAUUCGAGGGAGCGAUAUUCGGGCGAGCUAUAAACGCCUUCAAGUCUCGGGAAGGCAGCAUAAUCACAUUUCUACGACCGUCUUACGGCGCUCGCGCGAUUCUCCUCGCCGUCGCGAACGUUGCCAACUGGGCGCUGGCCGCUUAUGGCAUGUACGAGCACAAUAAGGACUUAGCGCGCCAUCUACUUGCCAUCCUCAUGGGCAACACUGUGCUCUAUCUACUGGGCUACGUCAUCAUGAAACUAGUCAAUAAAGAAAAGGUGCCGGUGCGGGCGUGGAUGUUCUGCGCUCUGGCUCAUCUCUGCUGGAUCGUGGCCUUAUACUUGUUCCUCGACGGACAUACGCGGUGGGCGGACACGCCAGCGCAGUCCCGGCGCCGCAACGCCGUCUGCUCGUCGCUACAAUUCUUCGACAGCCACGAUCUCUGGCACGCAGCCUCCGCGGCCGCCCUAUACCUGUCAUUUAACAUGUUGCUGACUAUAGAUGACCCAUUAGCUGACACCCCUAGGGAACUCAUACCCGUGUUUUAACUGAGGUUUUAUCAACUAGUACUAGUAUGACAAAGUUUGUUACACUAUAUCUUGAGUAUUCUUCGACCGAUAUUCAUGAAAUUUUGCAGGAACGUAGUUUAUAGAAAUAUAAUUUUUAGGUUCGAAUUUGAAGAAAAUCGGCCUGUUGGCUAGGAAGUUAGAGAGAGAAAAAGAUGUAUAUUUCGCGAGGUGUGUUCAGGGUGAACUACUAGUACAACAAUGUCUGUCUGUCUGUAUGUUUGACAGUCACGAUCUCUGGCACGCGGCGUCCGCGGCCGCCCUAUACAUGUCCUUCAACGUGUGCCAUUUAGGCCUGAUGAUGGAGACGCAGAGGAAGGCCCAGGCUCACAUAUCUCAGCCAAAUAAAAGAUCUCUCGAGUUUCCGUCGUGUCGUACGAGGGAGUUAAAAGGCUGGCCCAGUUGAAAGAAGAGUGGCGAUUACUCCACCGACAAGAGCAUAGCUCUUGAAUACUGAUGAUGAUGGAGACCGGAGACCUUAUGGUAAAGUAUUUUAGGUGCUUAAAAAUGUUGCCCAUAGAAUGUAAUUAUUUUUGUAAAUUUUUAUUUAAUUUUAUAGUUUAAAGUGAUCGAUCAUUUCAACUGAGACAAUCGUUGAAAACCGGAGAUCCAUGAAGUCAAAGCUCACUAGAGUCAGACCAAGAUAAGUCUGCAGCGAUUUGUAUAGCACAGACGUGCAAGUGAACUCCUUCUUGAGAGGCUGUGGCCAGAUAUAGCACUAAGCAGAGACGAGUGGAAGAAGAGGGGGAGGCCUUUGCCCAACAGUGGGCUCUGAAUAAUAGACCUGCAAGUGUUAUUUUAAACGUAAAACUUCUAUGAAAUUAUCUUGAUCUGACUCUAAAUGGUAAAUAAUUGACUUAAAGCUCGUAUCUCGAUAUUGUCUCUCUACUGAGAUACGAGGUUUCUAAGAUUAGUGACGAAUUGUUUUUGUACGAACUAAGGAAUUGAUAGUAUUACGAAUAAAGUGCUUAGGAUUAAGGUUCCUUAAAUAUCUGAACGUAAUCUCUAUUUAUCAAGAGUUUAGAUUAUUUUGAGCACCUUGGCUGCUCCGAUAUAUAUAUAUACAGGUUGGGCAAAUUAGAAGUGCCUACCAGUGGCGGCGCGUCAAACAUAUCCAUAGGCAAGCCGCCUAGUUUGGCUUACAUAUUUCCUUUACAACUCUGCUCAAACGUCCAAAAACAGGCAAGCCGGUGGGAAUCGGCUUUUAUGGACGCGCCGCCAGUGGUGCCUACACACUUUAGUCAGAAGCUGUUAAAGCACGGAGGCACUUUUUCUUAGGCGUCACACAUAUUUGUGGCUUUCCAUUAGAGAAGGGUCCUUAUGUGUCAUGUGAAUAAGGAAACCCAUAAGAAAAGGGGGAAUAAGGACCCUUUUCUAUGGAAAGCCACAUUUUAUGCUAUCAACGAAUCUUUGGUAGUUGUAAGUUUUUUAUACCUAUACUUUGUACUCAAUGAAUUAAUAAUAUACAUUAAUAUAUAUGGUAGUUACCUAAAAUUGGCUAAAAAUUUAUACCUAAAAAUGUGUACUCAAUCCGUAUGAUAGAGUCAGACCACGCGAAGUUUUCAUCUUAAGUAUCUAUGGAGUUUAGUUUAAAGCAUAUGGGGCAUUAUCUAUGAAAAGGGACCUUAUUGUCGAUGGCACUUUACGCCGCACAGCGUCGCGCGGCAUUGUGUUUAUAUCGGAGCAUCGUUAAUAAUGGCGUAAGCGCCAUCGACAAUGUGACGUCUAGGUUCUGUUAUAUUACAAGGUGAUAAAUAAAACUCAGUUGGUCAGGCAUGUGCUCCGCGACCCGCCCGCACGCCAUGACAGUUGACAACAGAAUGUCGACCUGCAGGUAGUUUAAGUUCGCAUUGCACUUUUAUUGUGUAAACGUCACAGACAAUAAGGUCCCUUUUUAUUGUGUAAACGUCACAGACACUAAGGUCCCUUUUUAUUCUGUAAACGUCACAGACAAUAAGGUCCCUUUUUAUUGUGUAAACGUCACAGACACUAAGGUCCCUUUUUAUUGUGUAAACGUCACAGACACUAAGGUCCCUUUUUAUUGUGUAAACGUCACAGACAAUAAGGUCCCUUUUUAUUGUGUAAACGUCACAGACACUAAGGUCCCUUUUUAUUAUGUAAACGUCACAGACAAUAAGGUCCCUUUUUAUUGUGUAAACGUCACACACUAAGGUCCCUUUUCAUAGAUAACGUCACAUAUGGAGUUUAUUAUACACGUAUUCUUGCUGCCAAUUUUGUGUAAAGUUAGCGUGGUCAGAGUCUAUAACGUAUUUUCGGCGCCUAUGUAAUAAUUAACGCCAUUCGCGGUUAAUCACACUGAUGCGCGUGUGUGAGCGAGACAGCGCUAUGCACGUGUAGCGAUGACCCGCUCGCACACCGGAGCGGCGAGCGGAUCCCCAUCCGAUGUUAUAAACGCCUCUGGUUAUAAUUAGUACAGUUCGCCAUCAGAUAUAUCGAAGCGGCCAAGAAACUCACAAAUAUCUGAACACACCUCUAUUGCCAAGGCGUUAGGGCGUAUCCAGACUAGUAAAUUUUUCGCCAAUCUGAUUAAAUUGCCCGACCGAAUCAGGACGUGCGGAGGCAAACGCCAAUUCGGCUCGCCGAAUUCAACCGCCGAUAAUGACCGAUAUUACCGAUAAAAUGAGGUGCCGACGCAAGAAUACCAAUUUGUGACGCCAGUAUUUUUGUUCUGGGGCAUUUUUUCAAUUUAGAGGGCUCUAAUGUCACCAUAAAUCUAAAAUUGGUGAUUAAAUUGGAGAUUGACGCCAAUUUCAUUUCUGAUCAAAUCGGCCGAUUUGAUCAGUCCCGUCUGGAUACCGCUUUGGAGUGCGUGUUCAGAUAUUUUUGAGCACCACGGCCGCUCCGAUAUAUCUGAUGGCGACUGUGUAGGUAUACUUUUCUGAAGUAGCAAUAACAAAUGUAUCAUACAAAUAUCGAAUGUUAAAUUAUUUUUGUAUGAAGUAAACGCUUAUUAAAAUUA
This is a messenger RNA of Cydia splendana, 5454 nucleotides long. RefSeq names its product SID1 transmembrane family member 1-like (gene Sir-1). Lineage: Eukaryota; Metazoa; Arthropoda; Insecta; Lepidoptera; Tortricidae. The coding region runs from base 78 to 2456 and encodes 792 amino acids. The transcript is spliced from 21 exons. Gene Ontology annotation, cellular component: lysosome; plasma membrane. Gene Ontology annotation, biological process: RNA transport. The record is from RefSeq and is a predicted model, not a curated record. Gene Ontology annotation, molecular function: RNA transmembrane transporter activity; double-stranded RNA binding.